Molecule: messenger RNA, 2030 nt
Organism: Apus apus (common swift)
Lineage: Eukaryota; Metazoa; Chordata; Aves; Apodiformes; Apodidae
Gene: CLBA1
Product: clathrin binding box of aftiphilin containing 1
Exons: 6
Coding region: 398-1417 (339 amino acids)
Biological process (GO): intracellular transport
Cellular component (GO): trans-Golgi network membrane; AP-1 adaptor complex
Molecular function (GO): clathrin binding
Source: RefSeq, a predicted model, not a curated record
CCGGUCCUGUCCCAGCUUCCAGGGGAAAAAAACCCAAAACCAACCACAUUUUAAUUUUAUUUUUUCUGUCUGUUAAACAGCACAGAAAAUACCCAACAGAAGGGGCUUUAGUGCAGCUCCUGACCCACCCCCCAGAACAACCUGACGGUGGGAAAAAGGCUGGAGGAGACGUGAUUCACUGAACACGGCUAGUACCCCACACAGAAAGUGAGACUGAAUAACACACACAUGCUGGUUUCUGGAGGAGAGGACGUCCUGUUUUGAUUUAGCAGUGUUAUUACUCUUUGGGGUGAAAUGAAGAAUUUGAUUCUGUUUUGGAAACAGUCAGAUUUCUAAUGCAACUGAACCUCAGUAGCAUUCUUUGAAGUACAGAUUUCAACGAGUGAAUUUCUCUUAAAUGAAGAUGCAGAACCUGUCACUAGAGGAAAGUCUUCCUAGUACAGACACAUCUCACUCGAUGUCUCUAGAAGACCCAGCAGUUGAAGCAGGUGAUGUGUCUCUUGAUAAAAGUGACUGUAACUCGAAUGAAAGGACAAAUAAUGAAGACAUUCUUAAUCUUGAAGUAAGGCAGCAAAGCCUCCCUGUAAUGAAUAGCAAAAGGAGAAGUUGUGAGGGUUUUUCUGAGAGCAGUUCUGGUACCUCAGAAGCUGGUGGUUCCUGGGGUGAUUUUGAAGGCUUCACAGAGUCCUUAGACAAAUCAGAGAGAUUUGGUCAUAAUCUUGAAGUUUUGGUGAAGUCAGCAAAACCUUCUAGAGUUGAUACAGACUUAAGCAGAGGACGUGGCAGAGCUUCUGUUGGUCACUUUUGUUCUGAGCCAUCUCUACCAAGAGGCAUACAGGAGGCUUCGAGCUCUCACAAUGAGGCAAACCACAGCUAUGAGGAUAUAUUUAAGUUGGGCUUUCCAGAAGUCUUUGUGUCAGAGUCCAGAGAGAGCAUAAGAAGCUUAGAUCAAGUACUUGAUACAAAUAAUGAAGAUGUUGGAAUUCCUGAACUUACAAAGAAUCAACUUUGCAUUGACUCUGGAAACAUAUGGAGAAGACUUAAAGACUUUGAUAAUACCCCCACCUUAAGACAUCCCUGGAGUAAAUUUCAUUGCCAAGAAAACCUCUUGAGUGUUCUUGGAAUAGAUGCAAAUCGAAAGGACUUUUCAGGGAGUCACGAUGAUGUUUUUGAGGAAUCAAAUGUUAAUGAGGACUUCAGGGUUGAUGGAUUCAGUAUUAAUGACUGCAAGUCACUGAUCCAGACCAAGCUUUCUGUAUCACCGGGUUCCAGACAUGGCCAGCUUUUCACCUGUAGCCUCUUUUUGAAAACCACAUCAUCAGAUGGAAGCAUGCAAUAUAUAACCGUCCCAAAGAAGAAGCACAUUUUCACUACACACAACCUAAAAAUGAAAUUUUUCAGUAGUGAUGUUUGUUGAACCAAAUGCACUUUUAAACCUUUUUUUUUUCUUUCUGAACAGAAUGCAGUUUGCCUUCAUUUUGUUACUGGCUUGGUACUAUAGACUACCUGUGUUUUUUAGGGAAGGUAAGAUAUUAGUGUAUAUGAAGUACCUAAAGCCAUGUUGUUAGAUGUUUAUCCUAUUUAGUUGUGAAAUCAAAGGUGUAAUUUUGUCCUGCCAAGUUUUGCUGCAGAGUCGUGUCUCUUACAGCAAAUCCAGCUGCAAUCACACUUUAAAGAUACUCUGGUGGACUAUACUCUGAACUGCUGACCUUCCAGGCCUUAAUGCCUCUUUGAUCAAAAACCUUGUUUCUCUGCCAAAAUCUAAACGCACCUCCGGUGUGUUGGAAACUGUGCCUUGUCACCCUCUCUCCUCAUGUUUGGUCCAGCCUGGAUCAGCUGAGAUCUGUUAUCUUGCCACUGCUGAAUGUAACAGGAGGAGCCUUCUACAUUGGGUGGCUUUCACCCAGGUUUAGAAAAAUAAAAUAGUUUUAAUUUCUGUCUGAUAAAGCCUACUGCGGUGAUAGGGCUUGGGUCAGUGAAAUGUUUUGUUCUGGCACUGGUUUCCAACUGAAAUAAAUCACCUUUCUGAA